Molecule: messenger RNA, 778 nt
Organism: Periconia digitata
Lineage: Eukaryota; Fungi; Ascomycota; Dothideomycetes; Pleosporales; Periconiaceae
Source: the annotation of a GenBank genome assembly
GUACGGGCCGUUCAAUCUUUUUUGCCUCCCUCGGCGGGCAUUGCCUGGUGCACACGGUUCAUCGAUGGCACAUGCCGGCAGCACCCGAAAUGAGGACAUCAUGUCCCAACAGCCCUAUCGUCUUCCACAACCCCGAUUAUCUCCUCGGUCCAGAAGAAAAGCUUACGAUAUUCGUGAGAGUAGCAUACGAAUGUUCAGGCCAGUGAUCUAUAGUCACAACAAUCACCACAUUCCUUGGUCUGGACCAGAGGACGAUCCUGCGAUGAAGCAUCGUCCGAAUGCCCACGAUCCAAGAUGCAGCAGCGGUGACUUCGACAUCUCAACAGAAACUAUUGAUCCCGACCCUCGCGCUCCUAUCCCAUGUCAUCAUGAAUAUCGUCCAGUCCAGGGCCCUUACUCGUUGUUUCCUCAAACCAACUCGUCAAUUCAUGAGAAUGUUAUGAACUAUAGCUCAUUUACACAGCCUCCUAGCGAACAUUUCAAGAGGUGCUCGGAUUUCGAAAGGCAGAUUAGCCGUGUCGACCAAUCUCAGUAUUCGAUGAACUCCCCUCGUAUGAAGGACACAAGCUUGGUGCAGCCAGAAAAUCAGCAACAUGUCAGUCAAGAAUACGAAAAGCAAAAUACGAGUGCAGUUCAUGAUCCUGCAAAAUCGCUGGAUGAAGCUGAGAGUGAAGAGGGAAAAAUCCAGUGGGCCGAUUACUCCCUUCGAAGAUGGUCGACUUCCAGUUCCAACUCUGACUUCACCGACACAACUGAACUGCGAGACGCAUGCCAGUAA